Messenger RNA from Argiope bruennichi, 4142 nucleotides. RefSeq names its product putative phosphoenolpyruvate synthase. The record is from RefSeq and is a predicted model, not a curated record. The transcript has 40 exons. NCBI's taxonomy places the organism in Eukaryota, Metazoa, Arthropoda, Arachnida, Araneae, Araneidae. Gene Ontology annotation, molecular function: ATP binding; kinase activity. Gene Ontology annotation, biological process: phosphorylation. Bases 63 to 3974 code for a protein of 1303 amino acids.
UUUCUAGCUUUCGAGUUCUGCUCUUUGCCGCGUCAAGAAAGUAUCCAAAAAUUUCGUGCGAUAUGGGAGCCAUAAUUGCUACACCUGUGACUAUUAUUGUUACAAUACUGUCUGCAAAACCUUCUGACGUCGUUUAUUGGACAAAAUGGAUCGCAUCAUACAUCUGUAUCGAGUUGUACAAACGUUCACACAAGAAACGAUUCGAUUGGUACGACAUGGGAGCAAAGCAUGAUCCUCAGAAAAGUAAUUUUCUUCCAAAUCCCGAAGAAGCAGUUUUGGAAUCUCCAUUGCUCGAUUCUCAACUUGUUAAUACAGCAGACGAAAUAUUCUUUUACGGAGUGAAUUCCAAAUCCGAAUAUUUCGUCACUCGCAUAGCAAGAGGCCCCAAUCAAGAAGCAGAAGCGUGGAUUUACUUGAAGUUAAGCAAUGGAAAAGUGUACCAGCUGCAAGAGACGUCCGGUUACCAACAAUCAUGCUGUGAUAAAAGAGUAUUCACUUGUGGAGGACUCCAGAUUCACUACUUGUCUCCAAUGAGAAGGUGGAGGAUAUUUUUCAAUGGAAUUCUCAGGGAAACUGAUGAGAAUGAUCCGACAUCAGACAGGAAUGUGCAUGUCAAGUUCGCCGUCCUAUGGCGAGCAUCAUCAGAUACUUUCGACUACAUUUCAGACAUAAAUAGUUCAGCCUUAGCUACUGGUUUGGCCAAAGCUAGAUGGAAUCAAUAUUUACCACCUGUGGGAAAGUUAUACAGUACAUUGAAUUGUUAUGUUCAAACUGGUGUCAUUGCGGGUACGAUAAAAAUAGAAGGAUAUGAAGAUGAGCUGAAUGUAUAUUUAUUUGGAGAAAAAAUCAGGUUCUUGGGUAAUUUUUCGAUGGAAGACAUUAAAUUUACCGAUGCUUUAGGUUACGUUUUUAAGAAUGGAAGAUUUGCACACGUAGCAGAAAUAUCUAUUGAAAACGUUGUUAAAAAUCUUACGGUUGGUUUUAUUACCGCAGUAUCAGGAGAAAUGGAAAACUUCGAGGGUUCCAAGAAUGUUUUAAUAAAUCUUACUGAUAUUGGCGAGAAGGAUAUCGUAGCGAAAUUCAACGCUGAAGGUGAAGAAUACAUGUUACAUGGAGAAGUGGAUGGGAAAAACUCCAAUUCUAAUUUCGACUGUUUCAAUUUCGAGCUUAAUGGAUUAAAAGGAACGGGUGUAGUUUUCAGCGGGAAAAUAAAGAAAUCCAAGCGUGUCCUCUCUGAAAAUGAGACAUAUCCUACUCCAGCAGUCAUUCCAUUGGUUGUGCCUUUUUCUGAGAAAGUUUGCCAAAAUCCAGACAUAACUGGUGGAAAAGGAUCAUCAUUAGGAAAACUUACGGAGCUAAGCAAAGACUUCAAAAGCUUCACAGUACCCAGUGGUAUGGUUGUUACAACAGGAGCUUAUCAGAAGUUUCUGACGGAUGAAAUUUUAAAGCAGAUAAAGAGUUUAGAAAAGGUUCUUUAUAGUGACAAGGUUGACGAAACCAAAAUAGCUUGUCAAAGAAUUAUUGAUGAAGUUAUUAACACCAAUAUGCCCGAGUCGGUUUUCCAGGCUGUUGUUACAAAUCUCGAGAAAGUAUUUCCUGACAAGAAAAAUAAUUAUAAAUUUGCUGUUCGUUCAUCAGCGACUGGCGAAGAUACAGAGCAGAUGUCAGCGGCAGGGCAGAUGGAGACUUUCCUAGGAGUAGAAGGAAUAAAUGAGAUAAUGACAGCAAUUAAGAAGUGUUGGGCAUCUCAGUUUGGUUACAUAGCUGUGCAAUAUAAGAGACAAAAUGGUCAAAUUAUAAACUCACCAAUGGCUGUUGUUGUGCAACAAAUGAUAUCAUGUGAUGUCGCCGGAGUUCUAUUUACGUGUGAUCCAUUGACAGGAAAUCCAACAUCUAUGAGUAUUACUGGAAAUUAUGGAUUAGGCGAAUCAGUAGUAUCCGGAUCCGACGAGCCUGAUACAAUCGAGAUAGAAAGGCAUUCUGAUGGAAAUUUGACAAUCAAAAACAAACUCAUAGGAUCGAAACGUCGCCGUAUCGUUUUGAAAGAUGAUGGUGGAACGGAAUUUGAAGAUGUUCAGGAGCAAGAUAAACAGAUUUGCUGUUUAACUGAUAACAUGGCUCUUCGAUUAGCACAACUGGCUCUUAAGAUCGAGAAGAGUUAUAGAUCUUACAGAGACAUAGAAUGGGGUUUUUGGAAUAACAAUCUUUACAUUUUUCAAUCUCGUCCUGUAACAAGUGGAGCAGGAGAAACUGAAUUUGAAAUCGAUCACGAAUUUGACGGCCCUCUGCGAAAUGAACGGGACUAUUUUACCACUUGCAACAUAGGUGAAGUUAUGCCUGGGGCAACAUCACCUUUGGGAAUAGAAGUUGCUCUAAAGUUCUUCGAGACAGUCUUCAAGAAUCCAGAUUACGUUGGAUUUCAUCGAGGUGAUCUAACUAAUUAUUAUCCAAGAGGUAUUCAAACUUGGUACAAUCACUUGAUGUUUUGCAUUCUGGAUCUUUUUCACCAAGUGAGUGAUAAUUCUGAACAAGUCCAAGCCAAUUCUAUUGGAUUAUUUGGAAGACUAAUGGAUGAUAAAGAAUUAUUUGAAAUGGCCAUCGAAAGAAAUAGAAAACAUCAGGCUAAAAAAUCUAGUUUGAAGGAAAAUGUGAAGAGAAUGUAUAGGUUGCUUUACGGAUCCAAAAGAGCCGUGGACAAGACUUUAAAGCAUUAUGAGAAAUAUAAUGUCCCUGUCGUCAAGUUCAAUAAUUCUGUUGAUAUGUUUAAACAUCUAAUGUACUGUUGCACUGAUCUCCACGAGGCCUUUGAAACUCAUCUGAUGGUCUCUAAUUGUUCUUCGUUUUUGAACAUAUAUAUUUUUCUCAUUCUUCAAAAAGCAAUAGGAGAAAUCAACUCUGAUGUCUAUAAUGAUUUCGCUCGCUUGAUAACCGCCAGAGAAGUGGAAAGUGCUGAUGUUCCAAGUGCAAUGGAGCUGUUAGCUCGCAGCAUUAUUAAAGAAAUGAAGCCAGAAGAUUUCAAAACUAUGGAUAUUGAUGAAGCUUUGAAGUGGCUGGAAACAUCUUCUUCAAAUGCAAGCAAGGCAUAUAAAGAAUUCCUUGAAAAGCACGGCCAUCGAUGUUUAAGAGAAUUAGACAUUCGUUCCGUAACGUGGAAAGAUGACCCAAAAGCCCUCAUUAAAUCAUUACAGCAUCUUGUAGUAAGCAUCAGAAAAGAUAAGGGUGAAGAAGACUCAGAUGAUAUCAAAGAAAUUAUUGAUGAUUUGAAAGCUCCUCUGUCUUUCAAAAACAAAUUGUCAUUACGGCUUAUACUUUCUCUAAGUCGUAAAACAGUGCAAUUCAGAGAAACUUCAAAGUCUAUUAUGAUUCGAAACUUGAAUCAAUGGCGUAAGGGAUACAGAAAACUCGCCAAGCUGAUGGUUUUAGAAGGCCGAAUACCAGAUGAAGAUCUUCUUUAUUUUAUGACCAUGGAAGAAAUUAAUGAGUUACUAGAAACAAGAUCUCCUAAAAUUAUAGCAAAGGCAAAUUUGAGACGCAGACGUCAUCCUGUAUUAGAUAAGUACAUAUUUCCAGAAAUAAAUAAAGGAUUUCCUAUGCCAAUCAAUGCGGGCAAAAAAAUUGUUCACACAAAUGAUAGUAAUUUCACUAUGAAAGGAAUUCCAGUGAGUGCAGGUAUUGCUAUGGGUGUUGUUCGCGUAGCUCUUGAUUUGGACGACGCAUCUCUUCUACAGCCUGGUGAGAUCCUCGUAACCUAUGCUACAGAUAUUGGAUGGUCACCGUAUUUCCCUAUAUUAGGAGGCGUAGUGACUGAAAUUGGUGGCCUUAUAUCACACGGUGCUGUGGUUAGUCGAGAAUAUGGUCUGCCUUGCAUUUCCGGAGUACAUGGAGCCACGCAGCAGUUUCAAACAGGGGAUUAUGUACUGUUAGAUGGCACCAAAGGAAUCGUGCAAAGAAUUCCAAAAAAAGAAGAUUCAUAAAUGCUUAUUUCAGCUUGAAGUCAUAUAUUUAAAUACAUUCUUCCUUUCAACAGGUCAUAUUAAUAUUUUAAUUAUAUUCAAGUAUGUUUUUGUGUCCAUUUUGUAAGCUUUAACAAAGAGAUCUUCAAAGAUAGAAUUAAAUUUUUUACCACACUAUUUGAAAUAAAA